Penicillium cinerascens is the source of this 993-nucleotide messenger RNA. RefSeq lists its product as uncharacterized. The transcript has 2 exons. The coding region runs from base 1 to 993 and encodes 330 amino acids. NCBI's taxonomy places the organism in Eukaryota, Fungi, Ascomycota, Eurotiomycetes, Eurotiales, Aspergillaceae. The record is from RefSeq and is a predicted model, not a curated record.
AUGCGUCUAAAUCCGUGGGCAACGAUCUGCCUGGCCGGUGCGAUCGCAUCGUCAAUCCCCCUCGCUACUUCACAUGAAAUCCACUUGCCCUAUCUGCCUUCUCUGGGCGGGGACAACGAGGUGAAUUCAUAUCUGUCCCUCAAAUGGGCGGUUAUAAACGGCUCGCUCUUCGCCAACGGUGACCGCGUCUUCCCUCCGUCAAUGUCGAUGCAGCUGCAUGCGCCUCAACGGGAAGGCGCGGCGAAAAACCUCGUUACGGGGGAUGAAAUCGAUCUUUCUUACGCCAUCGAGGCCCGCCCAUUAUCCACGGAAGAAAACGGCUCAACCUCGACUAUCGUCAGGGUUCGCGUGGAUCUAUUCGACCACAAAGGCGACGCUGUCACUACCGAUACAGUGCUCGUCGAUCUUCUUUCUCGCCCCGACGGCUCUAGCUGUAUCACUCGGAUCCGUAUGGAGCCGAUCAAGAAGCACGGUGAGAGCAACUUUCAUCGCAACCGACCGUGGCGCAUGAAGCUCUGGCCGACCCAGGUGGGUGCCAUCUUCCACGGCAAGGACAAGCAGGACUCGUCCUCAAAUCAGCCCCAACAAACCGACAACCAAGCCAGCCCAUCUCGCCCUCAACCCACCGAUGCGGCAGCUAGCAGCACUUCCAAGUCCCAGUACGGAUUCAUCUUCUCUCCCUACUGGUCACCAACCACCUAUUCCCGUCGCCCUCAACACAACCCUCACGACGGCCACCGAAACCGCACUUUUAUGCGCUUGAUACGUCCCGUGAUCCUCCCAGCUGUUCUCGGAGCCGUCGCCGGCCUGGUCGCCUGUCUGGUCGGGUUCGUGAUUGGUCACCUCUUCAUGUCCCUUUCAGCACGCCUCGGCCUUCGCAAGAGGCGGCAUCACCGAACAAGGACGAUAUCAAUUGAGGAAGAGUUUGACUCUGAAAAAGCACAACUCUUGCCCCAGAUUUAUGUGACAGAGGUCGAUUCAAUGGAUGCAUAG